CACCCCUUCCUUUCAUUCCGAUUUUUUGACAGAAUCCGUUUCUUUUCACAUUUUAAUUAAUUUCUUAUCAUUUUUAUAAUAAUUAAGUGUUUAAUUAUGUUUAUUCAUCAAGAAUCGAUUCUUUCUUAGACACUCCUUCGUAAGUAGUUAGUUUUUAUCCACUCAAAAUUCUUCUUUAAAGUAAUCUUUGUUUUAAUUAAUCUUGGGUUGAGGUUAAAAAUGAUUAUCAAGAUUUUCGGGUUUAUUAUUGUAGAGAUUUCUCCAAUUUUUUAACUUAAUAACAAUUUUCAUUUUAAAUCAAUAAUUUUAUUAUUAAUAUUUCUUAGAAAAUUAGUUACUUUUCAUUUUAGAUAAAAUUAGGGUUGGCACCCCUUCCUUUCAUUUUAAUCUUUUUGACAGAAUCCGUUUCUCUUCACAUUUUAAUGAAUUUCUUAUCAUUUUUAUAACAAUUAAGUGUUUAAUUGUGCUAAUUCAUCAAGAAUCGAUUCCUUUUUGGUUAUUCCUCGGUUAUAAGUUCAAAAAGAGAUGGCGCCACACGACAACUUGACGUUUUGAUUUGUGACUAAAUUUAUUAAAUUCUUCGUUAUGGUUCUAAAUUGGAAAGUUUUGAUCGAAUAUGGGUUUAAAUUCAACAAUUUCAUCUCAUCGUCAAGGUUAUAAGAUCAAAAACAGAUGGCGCCACACGAUAUAACUUGACGUUUUGAUUUGUGACUAAACUUAUCAAAUUCUUCGUUAUGGUUCUAAAUUCGAUCGUUGGAGGAGAAGAUUCAACAAUUUCAUCUCAUCGUCAAGCCAAAGGUAUGGUCUGGGGAGAUUGAUUUAUGAGGCGGAGAUGAAGAUGUUGUGAUAUUUCCCAUUCCAAGGACAACAGCAACAACAACAACAGCCAAAGUAAAAUGAAUCUUUCGCAAGAAGUUAUUACACGACGUAAAAUAUGCAAGAAAAAAAAAUCGUUCGAGCAAAUUGACUUUGCUUGUCCUACAAGAAUCACUCAAGUUGUUUAACGAAUAAUUAUGUUGAUUCGUUGUAAAUAAUUAUUCAAGCGCCAUGAAUACUUCAAAAAUAUUCUUAAUAGUCUUGGUGUCAUCGCUAAAUUUGAGUGUACAUGGUUCUUAUGAUGAAUAUUACAAAGAAUCUGUUGCGAAAUUUGGAGAAUAUCUCACCGUUUUUUCGAAUUAUUUAAAAGGGCCGAUUAUUUCCGAUCCAAUAUAUGAUAAAGAUGUUGAAAUAUAUGAUUUUAUUAUCGUUGGAGCUGGAACUGCAGGUUGCGUUUUAGCCAACCGACUCUCCAAAAUUUGGGGGUGGAAAAUCCUCCUUUUAGAAGCAGGAAUCCCCGAAAACCCAAUUGGUAAAAUCCCCGUUAUCGCCCCAAUCCUACAAACCACCCAAUAUAAUUGGCAUUACAAAACAAUCCCGCAAAAAACGGGGUGUCUUGGCAUGAUUAAUAACACUUGUAACCAAAUCUCUGGUAAAUCAAUGGGAGGCUCAUCAGCGAUAAACGAUAACAUUUACACCAUUGGUAACCAAAAUGAUUACAAUGAAUGGAGCAAAACCGGAAAUAACUCCAAUUGGAGUUACACCAAAGUCUUACCUUACUUCAAAAAAGCCGAACACGUUAAUUUAUACGAUUACGACGAAGAUUACCACGGAAAAGACGGCCCAAUCAACACCGAGCUCCAAAAGAACCCCUCAAAAAUCCGAAAACCCUUCCUAAAAGCUUUAAAACAAUUAAAUUAUUCCAUUUUAGAUUACAACGGAAUGAAUCAAAUCGGUUUUAACGAUCCCCAAGUAACCACUUUCCACGGGAAAAGACGCAGCGUUUCUUCAGCGUAUUUAGAAGGAUUAGAACGAGAUAAUUUGAUCAUAAAAACUUCAAGUUACGUCGAAAAAAUUUUAUUCAAAGAUGAUAAAAAAGUAGUCGGCGUUGUUUAUCGAAGAAAUGAUAAAUAUUUAAUUGCGAAAGCUCGAAAGGAAGUUAUUUUAUCAUCGGGCGUUUUUAACACGGUUAAAAUACUUCAAUUAAGUGGGAUAGGACCCGAAGACGAAUUAAAUAAAUUAGGGAUAAAAACGAAAAUUAAUCUCCCCGUUGGGAAAAAUUUUAAAGACCACGUAGCGUUUUUAGGCUUACACUUUGUAUUUAAUUGUCAAAAAUUUAAUGAUAUAACUUCAAAAGAUAACAUUUUAAAUUGGUUGUUUUACGGCGAAGGAGAAUUAACUAGUUGCGGAAUCGACGUUUUAGGAUUUUUAAAUUCACGUUUAAACACGAAUAGAAAUCAUCCCGACUUGGAAAUUGCUGUAUCACCGAUUAAUUUCAACCAAAAUUAUCGGAUAAUCCACCAACUCACUAAUUUUAAUAAAACAACUUAUGAUUCAUUUUGGCAAAACACUGAAUUUAACGAAUCCUUCACCGUUUUAGUCAUUUUAUCACGCCCUAAAAGCGUUGGAACGGUUAAGAUUAAGUCGGAAAAUCCCCACGACUCACCUUUAAUUGAUCCUAAAUAUCUUGAACAUCCCGAUGAUGUUGAAACGAUACUCGAUGGUAUUAAAAAAGUUUUAGAAAUUGCUAACACAACCGAAUUUCGCCGACUUAACGCGACCCUAAAUGAAAGGAUGGUUGAGGGGUGUGAUCGAUUUAGAUCGUUGAACGAUGAUUAUUGGAGAUGCGCUAUUAGGAGGUUGCAUGUCGGGGUUUAUCAUGGAAUGGGAACUUGUAAAAUGAGCACAAAAGAUGAUGGGGGGGUUGUUGAUGAGAGACUGAGGGUUUAUGGGGUCGAAAAUUUGAGGGUUGUAGAUGCAAGUGUUAUUCCUAAUGCUAUAACGCCACAUACAAUGGCCCCUGUUGUUAUGAUUGGGGAGAAAGCUGCUGAUAUCAUUAAGGAGGAUUGGGAACAUUAAAACAUUUUUAUAUUCUCCUUUAA
This is a messenger RNA of Onthophagus taurus, 2918 nucleotides long. Lineage: Eukaryota; Metazoa; Arthropoda; Insecta; Coleoptera; Scarabaeidae. The record is from RefSeq and is a predicted model, not a curated record.